CCGGAUAGAAGCGCUCCUUGACGGGUACUGCCCCCUCGACUAGGCGUAUCUCGUGAUUUUCGAUCUUCGUUCUCCCUAGACCGUGUGCAUCGAACGACCGAAACUUCUCCUUCACUUGGUCCAGCCGUGUCUGUUGGGAGUGUGUCAACUCGUGGGGUUCCAUCGGUCUACUCCUCGUCAGCAGUUCGGCCUCGAUUUCAGCUACCUCUUCUCCUUGUUCCCGGCUUACUAUCUGCGGCGCCAGUCCAAAUUUUUGCCAGAAAUCGACUCCCAGGUACAAAGGCUGUUUCAGCGAGGGACACAGGAACAAUUCCAUGGUAUGCUUCUGGCCUCCGUAGGUCAUCAAUGCCGUCACAUGACCCAGGAUUUGAUGAGGCGUGCCUCCUGCGGCUGACUGAUGCCCCUGUAUCCAGCAAACCCAUCAGUUUCAUCGAGCCCAGGCUCACUUGCGUAAAUGGUCGGUCAUCCUGGCUCAGUGCAGAGCGGAUUGCUGCACAUAUGCCGCGUCUCCUCCUCUGGCGUGCCUGGAACCUGACCCGAGCUCUCUGUGUUCUGGCUGAACCUGUUCGAGCGAUCUCUUCCACCUCGUCUCCCAUUAUCCUCUUCCGGGUCUGCUCGUAUCGAUGCUGCAUUUCUGCUAACGGCUUACGCUCCGACCAUCUUGCCCCAGAAAACCCUGAAGAUCUUGGCGUCCUUACACCAGGACAUUUUCUAAUUGGUCGUCCGCUGAUGGAGUUUCCCGAGCCUGAUGUUACAAAUCUAAACUUUAACAGACUAGAUUGCUGGCAAAGAGUCGCCUGUGCUCAGCAGAUCUUUUGGAAGCGUUGGAGUGAGGAGUAUUUGACUCUGCUACAACAACGUGCCAAAUGGCGCACACCGCAGCCAUCGAUCCAAGUCAACGACAUCGUCUGUAUAAAGGACGAAAACUUGCCGCCGUUGAAGUGGCCAUUAGCACGGGUGAUCGACAUCAUCGCUGGAGCUGAUGGCACUGUGCGAGUUGCCGUCCUGAGAACACCGUCUGGAACCACUCGUCGAGCUGUCAACAAGCUGUGCGUCCUACCCGUUGAGGAUCCUGUUAAAAGCCCUAGUCUUUCAACGGGGGGGAGUAUGUUCGGAGCAGCAGCCGAUAAUAGUUCUUCUUAAUAUCAUAUAGUCAUACAUCAUCUCUUAUACUGCUUAUACUUAUCGCUCUCUCAGUACGCUCCCGUACACACGCACAUAUGCCAGUACUGCUUAUAGUGCAUUGCUUCGCCCUGUUCUCGGUGCAGUCCAAAGAUUCGUCGAACGCAUCGAGUCGUAGUUCACGGCCACGGCCUCAAACCAUUUGUAACCCGUCGUGAAAA
This is a messenger RNA of Drosophila obscura, 1343 nucleotides long. RefSeq lists its product as uncharacterized. The transcript has 3 exons. NCBI's taxonomy places the organism in Eukaryota, Metazoa, Arthropoda, Insecta, Diptera, Drosophilidae. The record is from RefSeq and is a predicted model, not a curated record. The coding region runs from base 346 to 1143 and encodes 265 amino acids.